UGGCGGAAGCUGAGGAAUGAUCAACCCUUGUGCUGGCGAAGGGGUGUGAAAAAGAUUACGGAACGUUUGCGCGAAGUCUGGCGAACACUGAAAUCUAAAGAAAUGGAAGAGGCUCAGAAAUCAAGUAAUUUACGAAGAUUAUUUCAGUUGGCCAGCUUUGUUCUUAUUCUUGAGUUAGAUUUGGUCAGCAGUGCAGGUAAACCAUCGACUAAAUGGUUGAAGACUGAUUAUUUCGUCCUCGAUGAGGGGCUAGUUGUUUCGUUGAACCUAACCCCGUCGGCCGAGGUGUUCGAGAACAAGACAGUCCUAGUCCAACUUAACCUCCGUGAUGAAACGAGCCUGUUUUGGUCUCAGCGUGUUCCUAUCAUCACCCACAAGGAGCCAGUUCGUACAGCGUAUAAUCUCCUCAGUGGAAUGAACAAAACAGGCGAUGAGUCUGCUUCAUCAUCAUCAUCGGAGCCUUCACCACCUGGACAGCCAGAUGACCAAUCACCCGUCAGUUUUUGGUUAUCAACGCUGCGCGUUUUUCUCCUACGAACCCCUGUGGUAUUUAAUCUGAACACGGUUGCCGCAGAACUUGUUCCACACAUUCGACCCACUUCGGACAAACGCAGCCAGCGACCAGUUUACCUGCCAGUCGUCUAUGUGAAUCCGUUGAUGCAACCGUCUGCGGACUGGACAGAGACUCCUGUGGUGUCACACAGGGACGAGCAGGAAUACCCAACCAUGAAAUUUACCGUGUCUGUUGAACCGCAAUCGAUAGGAAAGUUUCGCCUACGUUGUAUGCUUGGAAUGAUGGCUGAACAAUUGCGUUCCUACGGUUUCAAGCAGAAAGAUAUCGACGAUGUUCGUCAACUUUUCCUGGACACCAAUUUCUAUUUCCUUGUGACCACCAUGUUUGUAUCGGUUUGUCACAUUCUCUUCGAUUUUCUGGCAUUCAAAAAUGACAUUUCAUUUUGGCGGAAGGCGAAGAACACCACUGGACUAUCGAUGCGCACCGUUGUGUGGCGGUUUGUCAGUUCGUUCAUCAUCUUCUUACACUUGUGCGAAGAACGAAGUAGUCUUUUGGUCAUCGUGCCCAUGGGGAUCUCAACCUGUAUCGAACUGUGGAAGUUGGCUCGUCUGACCAAGUUCUCGUUCAGCUUCAAACACGGUUUUCACCGGGGUCAACGGUCCAAGGCUGAGCGAGAAACGGAUGAACUCGAUGCGCAAUUCAUGUUCUGGCUCCAGAUUCUAUUGAUCCCCUUGUGUUUGGCUGGAUCCAUUUACUCACUACUCUACACCCCACACCGAAGCUGGUACUCAUGGUGUCUGCAAACUCUAGUGCAUGGAGUUUAUGCCUUCGGUUUCCUGUUCAUGACACCUCAACUAUUCAUCAAUUAUCGGCUGAAAUCAGUGGCUCAUUUGCCUUGGAAGGCCUUGACGUACAAGGCGUUCAAUACAUUCAUCGACGACUUCUUCGCCAUGAUUAUCACCAUGCCCACGUCGCAUCGGAUCGCUUGCCUUCGAGAUGAUGUGAUAUUUCUGAUCUAUUUGUAUCAACGAUGGCUUUAUCCGGUCGACAAAUCUCGUGUAAAUGAAUUCGGACAACGAGGGGAUCACGAGGAUGAUGACGGACAAGGAGACGUGAAAACCAUCUUGAUUGGGAACCUAGCAGUAUCUCGUACUUGGUGCUUCCUCCGGGUGACGUGGCAGCUAGGCACCGACGGGGUGCUAACUAUGCUUAUGGUU
This is a messenger RNA of Opisthorchis viverrini, 1731 nucleotides long. RefSeq lists its product as hypothetical. The annotation marks the transcript as partial. The record is from RefSeq and is a predicted model, not a curated record. Gene Ontology annotation, cellular component: membrane; endomembrane system. Lineage: Eukaryota; Metazoa; Platyhelminthes; Trematoda; Opisthorchiida; Opisthorchiidae. The transcript has 12 exons.